This is a messenger RNA of Aspergillus japonicus CBS 114.51, 1290 nucleotides long. Its product is annotated as alpha/beta-hydrolase. The coding region runs from base 1 to 1290 and encodes 429 amino acids. The record is from RefSeq and is a predicted model, not a curated record. The transcript has a single exon. NCBI's taxonomy places the organism in Eukaryota, Fungi, Ascomycota, Eurotiomycetes, Eurotiales, Aspergillaceae.
AUGUUCCGUCUCUUCAGGUCCGACUUCUUCAACUUCGAGGCUCUCCGUCUACUCAGCUUCACCGCGCACGAAGGCGGGGAGAUUGCCGAGUUCUUCACCGCGGUAGCCCGCAUCAAAGACCAGGACGUGGAGAGCUGGUACGCAGCAUGGAUGGAGGCGGCCGACAAAGCUGAAGCGCUGGCCACGGAGGCAGAGCUGGCCGGGAACCGCGUGGCGGCGCGACGGGCGUACCUCCGUGUCGCCAACUACCAGCGAUCGGCCCAAUUCAUGCUCAACGGGCUGCCCGGCACCGACUCACGACUGCUGACGGCCUCCGAGGCGGCGAUCUCCAACUUCAGCCGGGCGGCCGCCCUGUUCGACUGGAGCUACCACCGCGUGGACAUCCCCUACGAGGAAGGGCUCGACCUCCCGGGUUACGUCUUCCUGCCCCAUCCCUCCACCCGACUGCCCGGCGGCAAACUACCACUGCUGAUCCAGACCGUCGGCGCGGAUGCCACGCAGGAGGAGAUCUUCUACAUCUUCCCGAUGGCAGCGCUCGAGCUGGGGUACGCGGUGCUCACCUUCGAGGGCCCGGGGCAGGGGAUCGUGAUCCGGCGACACGGGGUGCCCAUGCGGCCGGACUGGGAGACGGUGGUGGGCAAGGUGCUCGACUUCACCGAGGGGUACGCGACGGCGCACCCGGAAUUCGACCUGGAUCUGGCGCGCAUCGCGCUGGUGGGGUCCUCGAUGGGGGGCCACCUGGCGCUGCGCGGCGCGGCCGACCCGCGCAUCCGCGCCUGCAUCGCCGUCGACCCCUUCUACACCAUGUUCGACCUGCUGAAAAGCCGCAUGCCCGACCCCGUCACCAACACGUUUGUGGCGGGCGGGUUCGUCCCGGACGCCGGCUGGGACUACGUGUUCGGCCUGCUGGGCCGCUUCAACCCCAUGACGCGCUGGGAGUUCGACUUUGGCCGCUGGAUGCUCGGCGUGCCCACCGCGGCGCAGAUGCUCCGCCGCAUGCAGGAGUACACGCUGGGCACCUCGGACGGGGUCGGCUUCCUGCCCCGCAUCCGCUGUCCGGUGCUGGUCACCGGGGCGCGCUUCUCGCUGUACUCGCAGCCGGAGGUCAGCACGCAGCGGAUCUUCGAGGAGCUGGUGAAUGUCCCCCUGGAUCAGAAGGAGAUGUGGGUGGCGGAGGACACGGCCGAAGGCGGGUUGCAGUCCAAGGUGGGGGCGUUCACGGUGCUGACCACCAAGUCGUUUGCCUGGUUGGAUCGGAUGUUCGGGAUUGAGCGUAAGAUUCAUCUCUAG